Messenger RNA from Schistosoma spindalis, 1065 nucleotides. The record is from the annotation of a GenBank genome assembly. Lineage: Eukaryota; Metazoa; Platyhelminthes; Trematoda; Strigeidida; Schistosomatidae.
GAAGUGGUUCUCUUGACUUGUGCGCUACUUCGUCGUUGUGGCUAGCAGUGUACUAGCUGCUGCUUUAAAUUUUUCUGGCAAGUAUCCUAGUCUCUUGCAUAUCAGAUUUUUCCGUAUAUAUCUGGCAUACAUAUCGUUUUCCAACCUGAGCCAUUUGACUCAAAGUUGCAAUACUAGAAAAUAUAAUAUUGAGUCUGUGACAUCAUCAACGUUAUUGUUGUCUAUGAACGACUAUUUUACUGUAUGCUAUUUAAAAUUAGUCCCUUGAUAUUACUGAUCAGUCAUAUAAAAUUUUUGUUCCGAAUUGCGAUCUUUAAUUCCGGCAAAUUGCCUAUUGUAUGUCAAGCCAAUCUAAAUUAAUGGGUCGUUGAGUGACGUGGUUUCUUACCCCUCUAUCUUCUAGUACUGAUUGAUAAAAUAAAAGAAACAUCUAUUCAACAUUGAUUUUUAGGAUUUAUUGGAAGCCUUUCAACAAUACAUCUAAAGAUAUGGUUUGUAUUCCGUGCAUUGUAAUACCAGUAAUAUUAUGGAUACUACAUCGGCUUUUAUAUCCUGUCGUGUACUACUUUUUUCCAAGAUUAAAGCCCAUUUCAGAACCGACAGUUGAGGAAUUGGAACAAUUGGACAAUAUUACGGAAGACGAUGUAACCGAUACUUGUCAGGUUAGUAAAUUAUUUCAAUUGCAAAUCCGUUUUUUUUUUCUUAUUUUAGCCAUCAUCACCUUCAAAGUCUAAAUCCGAGUGAUUUCUUUCCUUUUGCAUUCUGUAAAUUGACUUUCGAUCUUACUUGAAUAAUUUAAUUUUUUUAUAAAAAAAAGCUGGUUGUUUUAUGUUUGUACAAUAGACGGGAAUUAUAAUAGGAUUAUUGUGUUCGUCAAGUACCAUAGUUUUUUUCAAAAAAAGCAAAUUCUAAAUAAAUUAUUCUUCGACCAAACUUAGGGCGGCUCAAUGAAAGACUGCCACUAAUUCUGAAAGACAUAUUUAGACUCAGAUCAUUCUUUAGUGCGGGCAUGUAUUUGUCAUCGUCUCAUCGGACGUAAAAAACCACAAGAGAACUUCUUGAAGU